UUUGUGGAUUAGGCCCCGGACUGCUUACAUCGCAAGACCACCUUUUCAGGGGCCAUACACGGACCUCAGCAGGAGAGACCAGCAAUGGCGUUCCAGUCAAAUGUGAUCAGCUCGCAGCCUCAGAUCUCUGUCACACAGUACACUGUGUCAUCCGGAUUAAUGGACUGGAGUUCAAAUGUGUGCGACUGCUGUGACGACUGUGGCAUCUGUCUUUGUGCAACGUUCAUCCCUUGUAUCCUGGGCUGUAAGGUGGCUCAGGACAACGGGGACAGCUGCUGCCUGCCCUUCCUUCCAGGUGCCAUGAUUGCUUUAAGGACAAGCAUCCGCAGCAGAUAUCAAAUUGAAGGCUCGGUGUGUGACGACUGGGUCGUCAUGGCCUGCCUGCCGCUGUGUGGACUGUGUCAGAUGGCACGAGAGCAGAAGAGGAGAGGAUAACAAGAUUGAAUCU
Cyclopterus lumpus (lumpfish) is the source of this 448-nucleotide messenger RNA. It is a transcript of the gene cnfn, whose product is annotated as cornifelin. The record is from RefSeq and is a predicted model, not a curated record. The transcript is spliced from 4 exons. The coding region runs from base 85 to 435 and encodes 116 amino acids. Gene Ontology annotation, cellular component: cornified envelope. Lineage: Eukaryota; Metazoa; Chordata; Actinopteri; Perciformes; Cyclopteridae.